This is a messenger RNA of Westerdykella ornata, 2712 nucleotides long. RefSeq lists its product as uncharacterized. NCBI's taxonomy places the organism in Eukaryota, Fungi, Ascomycota, Dothideomycetes, Pleosporales, Sporormiaceae. Bases 99 to 2576 code for a protein of 825 amino acids. The record is from RefSeq and is a predicted model, not a curated record. Gene Ontology annotation, molecular function: FMN binding; riboflavin reductase (NADPH) activity. The transcript is spliced from 2 exons.
CACUCGUUACCACUAUCUAUGGUGCUUCUAGCCAUCUUAUUGCGCGUUUUUCUUUGUUUCCGAUACUUCAGUUAAUACUGUGUUCUAGUGUUCGACGCAUGACGCUUUCUCGGCGAGCAUCUGCUCGCUUCUUUGCAGUCUUCUAUCAAUGGCAUCGUUGCAUUGACGGACGACCAGGAUGUCUAUCCUUGAGUUCCAGGACAUAUGCCCGGACAUUCAGCUCUAGCCAUUCAAGUCCUUUAAGUUCCUCGACCACCGGUUUCGAGCUACCGCGCGUGACGCAAGAGAAGGAAGAAAUAGCCAAAGGAGCCAAAUCCCUGGAACAAGAGAAGCAAGACAUCCUCAACGGAGACAUAUUGGUGGAACGAGAAACGCAAGAUAUGCUCAGCGAAGACAUAUCCGUGGAGCAAGCGGAGGAAGAGGAAGUCAAGGGGACCAGCGACGCAUCACGAGGCGAUACAUUUGUUCGCGAUGAAGAAGCUUUGCUUCGAGGGUACCUAGAGACGCUGAAACCCGACAAGAUCACAGCAGAUCAAAAAGUUGCAGAGUUCACGGAACCGUUGAGCGAUAGAGUCCGCCUUCUCAUGCGCAGGGUUCCCCAUCCAGUCGUGGUCCUCACUGCCGCCUCCCCACCACCCCAUGUCGACGCACCACUCGGGCUCACCGUUUCUUCGUUCACUACUGUCACGCUUGACCCUCCGAUCAUAUCUUUCAAUAUCAAGCAUCCUUCGCAGACUCUGGACGCUAUACGUGCUGAUCAAGGCCGCUUUCGGAUCCACUUUUUGUCCUCGACUCGCCAGGCCACGCGCAUCGCCCGAUCCUUCACCCAGGGCAACCAUGAGAAAGCUUUCCUGAAGAGGCAGAAAUUGGCAAAGAUGGAUACGUCGGGGAGGGAUUUUUCCCGAGCUGCUCAUAUUAUCCACCCUCACGUGUGCGCUUCGAUGCAAUGUGAGUUGACACAAGAAGUGGAGGUGGGAGAUCACAUCAUCGCGGUCGCGAAAGUACUUUCCAUCAGUACAGACGACGUUGCGGAAUCCAUCUUAACGUACGUCGGAGGCAAAUUUGUUGAGCGCCCUCGCAGUGAGCUCCAACCGGCUAGGAGGAACACAGAACCUAGACCGAAACACUGGCAUCCACUUUACUCUCUUCCACUCUUUCCUGGGGAGGCAGAUCGAGAACAAGUGAGGGAAGACUUGAUAGAAUACGUCAAUUCCCGCCCUCGGCUCGCCAGUCUUUCUUUCAACUCCGCGAAAGUCCAGCUUAUGAAAGAGCUCUAUAUGGAGGCAAACCCGCUUGGAAUUCGCCUGUACAAUCUCCUUCUAGAAGCCGCACAUCGCCGACAACUGAGGAACAUUGAGAAGCGGGAGAAUUUGGAUGAACACAUUUCCAGCUUGCUGCCGUGCUCAAAUCGACCAUCACCGUCCGAUAUGGAGAAGGUCAUAGAGAAAGCGAAGAAGCUGGUUCAACGUGACCCUUCCUACCUCACCUUACCGGCCGAUCGAUUGUUUGUCAUGCUAGGACUUUCCUUACAGACGGGAACACUCGCAAGUGACAUCUUGAAUCCGCUACGUGCGGAUGGCCUUAUUCCGCCUUUCCAACCCGUUGAUGGUCCGAUCAGAGUCAAAACCGGACGUGAGGGCUUCGCCACAAUCCACCACUUCGAACAACUAGAGCACAAGAUGAGAGUCUGGAUGCAAACUGCAGGCUCUCAUAAAAGCGAUUUAAUGGGAGCGCGGCAUUUCUCCCGUGAGCUCUGCGACAACGGGACGUGGGCAACGCUUUGGGCCAGCCAGGUGCACACGCGCAUCUACAUGGACACUUUCCCCGACGUCAAAGGCGAGUUCGAAUUCUCCGGCCACCUCGGUCUUCCCCAGGCCCGCGUCGCCGUCUCUCGUAUCUUCGCCUACCUGCACAAGGAGCCUUCGCGGUUGGCGCAACGCAUCCGCCAACCUUGGCGCAGGAUCCUCUGGUCCAGCGGCGUCCAUCCACUUGUCACGGGCUUCGAUCCCGUCUUCUUUUGCAAGAGACUCCAGUACUGGUUCCUCAAGCAUCCCCUCCCUGACUACAGCGCCCUGGUCCGGAAGCUCAAGGAUUCGCAUUUCGUGAAGACAGUCUCCGUGGACGACCUUCAAUGGAGAGCGGAUGAAGUCGUUGAUACCGCGCUCGUGCAGGCGGUGGAUUGGUCGCGUAGCGAUCUCUUCCGCGCGCUGGGCUUGCACCCGGAGGCGCGCCUGGUGCUGGAGGAUGGCUCCAAGAAGCAAAUCACGUUGCUGGUCGUCGGGCGCGCACUGCACAAUGCGCUGAGGCACCGACAAAAGUAUGAAAAAUUCUACGAUUUGCCUGCCGAGGAGCGCAAGGCUGUGGAACGCUUCACUGAACGGUUUGGAGCGUUUUUGCUGACGGGGAAGGAGGCGGAGCGGUUGAGUGGGUUGCCGAAGACGGCGUUUCCGGAGGAUGAGGAGGAGUUUGUCAGGAAUGUGGAGUACGCGGUUGACAAGCUUAUGAGUGAUGCUUGGAAAGCUAGACACGAGAAAAUAAGGGCACGGCGCGAAUCUGGGAAGGAUGAAACGGAGUGAGGCAUGGGCCUCAUUGCAACGUGGGUUUUCGUGCGAGCGAGUCAGCGACGGUAUGUACGAUUAAGAUGUAUACUGUAAUGUUCUACUGUGCUGUGAUGAACGUACAUCAGCGCCUGAAGACAACAAGAUAUCCAAC